Ricinus communis (castor bean) is the source of this 907-nucleotide messenger RNA. RefSeq names its product putative F-box protein At1g67623. Lineage: Eukaryota; Viridiplantae; Streptophyta; Magnoliopsida; Malpighiales; Euphorbiaceae. The record is from RefSeq and is a predicted model, not a curated record. Gene Ontology annotation, molecular function: protein binding.
GUAGGAGAAGGGUUAUACCAUAGUUCAUAAACAUAUAAGCUGCUACUAAGUAUCAUCUUUUUCUCCGGUUCCUCCUUAAUUCAAUCAAAUGGCUGUUCAAAAGCCAAAGAAUGGCAUAGCCAAGUGCAGAAGGAAGCCUAAUUCUAACAGGCUGAGCUGCAUGCCUAGAGAAUUACUGACAGAAAUUCUUGCACGUGUAGCCUCCGAAUCAUUCACUGAUUUCUUCAACGCGAAAACAACUUGCAAGGAGUUUCUUGAAGCAGCAUCGGAUGAUUACAUCUUCAAGCACGCAUCCAUUGAUUGUUUCCCAGUGAUUCCCUGGAAGAUAACAGAUGAUGCCUCGACUUUCUUAGACAAGUGCAAGAAGAGUGAAAAUCCUGAAUCAUUAUUUAGACAGGGAAUGAUAGAUUAUUUCAGCACCACCUUGGAAAAAAAUUCCGGACUCGACUACUUAAAAAGAGCAACUAAUAAAGGCCACAGGGUUGCCACUUACGUAUAUGGUAUAAUUCUUGCGUGCUAUGACGGGGAACUGAGACAAAAGGGUCUGAAAUUACUUGCCAAGUUGGUAGAAUCGAAAUCAAGCUUGAUUGUUAAUGAAUGUAGAGAGAAGAUUGUUGGCGAGAUGUGGGUGCAUAAUUAUAUAGUUGCAGGUGGACCAACAGAAAAAGAAAAAUACAUGGACAGAUUAACAAACUGCAGCUGUAAUUAUUUGAUUAAGAAGAGAGUGUCAACUGAAUCAAGAUGGGAAUUUUCGUUGGAUAAAGAAUUUGAAGAUGACGAUAAGUUUUCAUGCCAAACCUGUUUAUGGGACCGUGAAGCAAUUCGGUUUUGUAGUAUGCUCAGAACAGGACUGUUUAAGUAUCAGUUUCCAUAAUAAAUUAAUUAUUUAUUAAAUAUUUAAUCAAAA